GUUUAUCCAGAUUAAGAAAAAUGAAUAGAUCAAUCACUUCGUGUCCGUCUCCGUCUCGCUCUCGCUUGUAUGAAAAAAUGAUCGUGUAGGUGUAAGUAUUUCUGGAUGUCCAACAUCGACAUGCAAGCGUUGUCGGAUCCGGCGCAGAUGGCAAAUGGUCCCGUGACGGGCACCGCAACGCCCGACCGGCAGGUGGGUUUUGAUGUGGGUUAUGAUGAGGCUUUCGGGGUAUCCAGCUUCUAUAAAACCACUGAGGUUCGCAGGCCGAACAAGCGGUCAACCAAAAGCUCUUCACUUUCACCGCAAAUACUUAGCAGUUCCGCCUUUCACAAGAAUGUUGGCCCCUCGAGCAGCAGAGCAACCGGCUCCGGCGGCACUAGAAGUCUCAGCUACGCCGGGCCGUCUGGUGCAGCAAGCGCCCCUUCCUCGUCCCACUUAGACUCUCAAUUGCGUGGUCUCCUGCCGGCUGCACGGGCGGCUGUUCCCAAAUCGCCGUCGGUCUCAAUGGCGGGUGAAAUGGUACUGGUAGAAGAAAAUCCGGAGGACCAGGGCGACACCACAAUCGCAAAAGUUUUUUCUACGACAGAGACGGCAGCUGCAACAUCCCCGCAGGAGAGCGAAACGAAGAACUGCUCUUCUUCCACUUCUGACGAUGCAGCUGCCUCGCCGUCGUCUGCUAGAACCGGCACAACUACUGGCACGGUUAUGAAAUCUUCCAGCCGUGUUGUCGCGCUCGCGGCUCCAGCGGUGACGAGGCAGCCGCAGCAAGUUGUUGAGCAGUCCUCAAGGUCGACAACUGUGCCCCCGAUCGCAAUUUCUACUUCUCUGCCCGACGGAGUACAUGAAAGCGGACAGACUCCAGGAACCCGAAAGAACGUCGAACGGUCAACACCAGGUCAUUUUCAAGCCGGUUCGGUCACUGAUUCUGGAGAUCGUUCUUACACGACCACCGGAGGACCGUCGAAUUAUUCGACGUCCACCACGGCGCCAGCUGUGAAGAUGCAGCGCUCGGAGGAAUCAUCACGACUGUCUGCAGCAAUAGCAAGUCCAAGUGCAGGCACCACUGCCGACCGCACGGCGACUGCGAUUGUAACACCGAUACCUGUUGGUGGGGAUGUUGAACAAGUUGUAGAUUCUACGAAGCAAGCCUGGCUCGAGGUCGAGGGCGUAGAGGCUCCCAUUUUUGCAGGAAAAACAGCACGUGCGGAAGAUGAAACGGAGCCCGGCGACACUCUAAGAACGCAGCUAAAGCUCAUACGCAGCUCUGCUAAUCCUAUUCCGGCAGAGGAGGUGAAAAGCUCUGGCGUCACCGGCUCUGGGAUCGCCGCCAACGACCGGAGAGAUUCUCUCUCUGCCACAACAGGCAAAGCGACGACACCGCCGCCGCCUGUCGUGUUGCAAGUGCCAAAAAGCUUUUUGUGUCCCCUGUGUCAGGUGGUCAUGACCGAUAUCGCAGAUAAAAUCAUCGCCACCCAAAUUAGUUCCAUGUCGUGCGAAAGAGCCUCAAGUCCAGCAACAUCAAAUAUGUGUUGCUUGUCAGUCUCUUUACUCUUUGCAUUUCCUGCAUGAAGACUUUGAAAAAUUGACGAUGGAGGUGAUGCUGAUUUUUAGUACGAUAAUCGAUCCGGUGUACCUCAACAGCGGUGACACAUUUGAGCGUGUUGCAAUCACGCAGUGGCUCUCCCAACGUAUGAGAGUAUGCAACACCCCUGUCCUGUUUUGUAUUUUCGAAUUUCAUGACGAUGACCUCGACCUGGCCCUUUUCUAGGUGUGUCCUUUGGAUUAUGGCUAGAUGUUUCGUGCAAAUCAUGGAACCUUCACCACCCCCGACAGGUGAUUGGUUUUCUUUGAUGGUAGCCGCGCAGGCACAGCUUUGCAUAUGAACAAAAUACUCAGAGGCCUUGUGCACUCUCAUACAAAGAAACGCCCACCCAGAAACAAUGGUUCCAGUAACUGAUCGCACACUGUAUCCGAACGCUGAGCUGAAGAAGUGCAUCGAUUUCUACCUGGUAAGUCGAUCAUCAUAUCACUCAAUUCGAACGGCUCUAGCUUGUGAAGUUGUUGAAGCUUCGAGCUCCACGAAAAUGAAUUUAUAAAAAGACAAAUGGAUAUGCAAGAAAUAUGUUUCUUUGUAGGUUCGCUUCUGCAUCUGAAUUUGUAUUUCUUGUUCGUACCUUUUAGUUUUAUGAAGAUGUUCGCACAGGCGGACGUGAUCGUGCAGAUUCCACUUGCUUCACUUCUCAGUCUCUUGCUACUUGCACAGUAUGAAGAACAAGAAUGUGAUAAAAAUAAUCUUCUGCAGUAGUUGCGCAGCCAUCUACAUCUUCCCUGAUAUCGAUAAAUCAUUGAAAACAAAAUUGCGCAGAGCGACUGUCGGCCAGAGCUCCGGGCGAGGCAAAUCAGUGAAUUUUCGGAGUUGCUAGCGUCUGACGGCAGUGGGGGCAGUCCUUACCUACUGCAGCUGCUACAGAUGUUUGAGCAGCGAACACAGCAUCAGUUGGAACAACAUCUGCAGGUGGAGCAACCGUUCACCAGUUCUCGCAAGGUCCAUCAGGAGGUGCAAGAGAAGACGCGGCGGCAGAUGGAGUUGGUGGAGCGAAAAUUGCAGUUACUGGAGCAGAGUGUACGGCAAAAGGAGGCGAAGAAGAAACAAUUGGAACACGAGAUGAAGGAGCAGCUGAAGCACAUCGAAUUUCUUGAGCGAGACGUGUACCAACAGCUGCGGGGUUCGGUCGAGAAAAAGGAGCGCGAGAAGCAAGACGCGCUGUUGGAUGUUGAAUACUGGAAGAAGGAGCAGCGUCGCACUCAAAACAAGUUCUCCACCCUGCUUCAGGAACGCGACGAUCACAUUUCCUUCCUGGAACAACAAACCUUCCCGCGCCUAAAGGAGCAUAUACAGCGUCAGAAGGAGGAGCUUUUGAGUUUCACUAACAAUAAUACUGGCGCCGAUGGCGGCGCGGUCGGACGACCCCAAGCAGGUGCAGCGGGAGCGGCCUGCUAUGCUGGAACAACUUCAGGUGGACGGGGAGGACGGGCAGCAUCAGGAGAGAAACGACACGCGAACGCUGGUGAUAGCAAAGAGAAUAUUAAGAGUUCGCUUAGUAAAAAUCGUAACGAGGGGCAAGCGUCGAACCUCAUCCACAGCACCGAUGGGCACGUACUAUCCAGAGAAGCUGAUUCUUCUGGACCUGGGGCCAUGUUGGCAAAAGAUGAUUUUGAUUCCCACGUGAAGAACUACAACCAGGCCAACGGUCUUCAAAAAAUCAUCCCAGAAGAAUCCCUGAGCCUGACAGCAGCUGCCGCACAAAAGAUGGUCGAAGGCCGCAAUGCCUGGCGUGGGGUAGACCACUGGCGCAACGUGUCGGAUGGUCUGACGAUGCUCUUUUCUGCGUUGGUGGAAGAACCCAAGCCUGCUGGCCUGCUACCUUCAUCUGGAUCCGCGAUCUUCUCUGGGGCUGCUGUAUCAAUACCAGCCACUACACGAGGAGCCGAGUCCUCUGGUACAACAACUCUGACCCUCCUUGACCACGUGUAUAACCGUCUGGACGCAGAAUUUCGCCGUACGCUCGAAGCCUCCGCCGAAAGCGCGGCUGCGUUCUCUUCUCAGCAACCUCGGCUCAAACUACACGAGGAACAAGUAGGAAUGAAAGGAUUGCAGAAAGACAAAGAGGUACUUCUAGACCCCGUCGACACAGCACCCCAGCUGCACUCAACUUCGGGAGGGGUCGAGGACGCGCGGGAUAUCUUGCUAGCCUACUUCCGUUUGCACCCCGAAAGUCCGCGGCUGUGGACCUGCCUCGGGUCUUUGUUGGACGACGGUUACCCAGCAGACUUUGUGAAGCCGGUCCUACACAGCUUCUGGCAGCAGGUGGAGCAAGAGUUUCUCGAUUUUCCCGGAUUUUGGCAUUGGUACGCCUCGCGCGCAAGCGGCUGUCGCUUCCUGCUCUCGCAGCACUUUCAAAAGCUACGCGAGUCAGACCAAUACCGGGAAAUCGUCGAGCUGAGUUACGACCGCUGGAAUAAACUCUACCUCGUCUCAAACCGGGGCAUCGAGGGAAAAUAGCGCGUGAGGCAGUCCUCCGUUCAACGAACAAAUAACAGCGAUCGAGACUGAGACCUUCGAUCAUGCUCUUCAUGUUUUAUCGAAGUCAGUGCACUUCACUCUACUUUUUCGAACUAUCUUUUCAGCGCUUGAUGUAGUUGCUCUCAGAUUUAUACCGUCCUAGCUGGUCGUGCAGUUGCACGGGUUCGCCUGUCGAACUCAACAUUGCUGGUCGGCUCCUUUCAAGCGCGAAUCAUAUGCCGAGUCUCACCGGCUCUGACAACGUUCGGAGGCACCUAUGAUGUAGUUGUUUUCCAGAGCCAGAGAGGACAUACACGCAUGCCGGAUCCAGGCCUACUGCUGGCAUAAUAGUACUGCUGCAGUCAUAGAAGAAAAGCACUUUGAGAUCCAC
Molecule: messenger RNA, 4454 nt
Organism: Amoebophrya sp. A120
Lineage: Eukaryota; Dinophyceae; Syndiniales; Amoebophryaceae
Source: the annotation of a GenBank genome assembly